Durio zibethinus is the source of this 684-nucleotide messenger RNA. NCBI's taxonomy places the organism in Eukaryota, Viridiplantae, Streptophyta, Magnoliopsida, Malvales, Malvaceae. The record is from RefSeq and is a predicted model, not a curated record.
AUCCAUUUCCAUUUUUCCCAACAUUCCAUACAUUUCUUGCCAACAAAUUAGUUUCAAAAUCGAAAAGUCUCAAUUCUUCGAUUCAUUUAUACACUUGAAACACCUAACAAAUGGAAGCAUCUCAAGGAGGGAAGAACACAAGGAACAGUGGGAAGGGAAACGGAGAGGUUCGAUACAGGGGAAUUCGCCGAAGGCCAUGGGGCAAGUUCGCUGCUGAGAUACGUGACCCAACGAGGAAUGGAGCACGGUUGUGGCUAGGAACUUUCGAGACGGCUGAAGAGGCUGCAAGGGCGUAUGACAGGGCUGCUUUCGCUUUCCGGGGUCACUCAGCUAUUCUCAACUUCCCAAACGAGUACCAAUAUCAGAAUCCAACCUUUCCACCGUCUUCAGCUUCUUCAUCUUCUUAUUCAGUUGCUAGAGGAAAUCCCCCUAAAGGAGGAGGAAGUGAAGUUAUAGAAUUUGAGUGCCUGGAUAACAAGUUGUUAGAGGAUCUCCUCGAAAAGCAAGAAGACAGGCAACGCUUAUAGAACAAAUGUAACUUUUAGCUUUCUUAUCAUGGGUUAAUUAACCAUGGAAAUAAUAAUUUCUGUGUUCUUCCACUGUAAGCAAGGGAAAUUUCAUUUACUCGUUUCUGAUUUUUCAUUUUUUUAAAAUCUUUAAUGGAAACUUCAUUUUUAUUGAAAA